AGUUCACGAACAGUCUCACAAUAGUCGUGUGUUAAAUAGAAGAAAAAUAAUAUUUGGCCAGUGUCGUUGUUUUGCGCGAGUCUUUUCAUAAUAAAAUAUUUUCAUUAAAAUUCAACAAAUUAAGAUUACAACAAUAAAUUGAAAAUCUAUUGACGAAAUCUGUGAUAUUUUGCAUGUGUGAUAUUUUCUCACUUUGAUUUUUUCUAUUGAAAUCGGGUAAUUUGUGUGUGUGAGUGCGAGUGUGUUGGGUCUAGCCGACAUUGACGACCUCGUUCGAGGCCAAUAUGCAAUGUUCUCGUUAAUUUUGCGGUUGAAGAAGAAAAUUCAUUCAAAUGCUCGUCGUUCGUUUUCGGUGAAUAGCAAGGGAAGUGUUUUUCCAUCGAAAAUAAAUUAAUGGCCCUCGAUGAAGUGAAAACGCAGCCAUGAUUCAUUUAGUGAAAAAAAUAAUUGUGAAUAUAAAAUCAGCCGUUGACGAAGUCGCAAUGGCUGUAACUUGUUAAUGGUUUUCGGGGGCUGGAAAAUGCAUUCAUUGUGUUUAACAGUGGAAAAAUGGAUAUGAUUGCCAACAACUGAAGAUAAUAACAAAUAUGGGAGAAAGUGACAACGAAGACAUCAAGACAAAGAAAAGUGGGAAUUCUGAAACGAAAUCGUCAACAACAAAACCACAAUCGCAAGAGGAACGAAGUGAUAUUGCAACCCGAAAUGGUGAUAUCGGUGUGGAGAGGACACGGAAUCGCGUGUCCUCCUCAUCGUCUUCGUCGACGGUGGGUGGCGGCGGUGGUUCGAGGGAUGAGACCCAUGCCGAGGCCACUGACACGAAGGAGGCCGCCAAUGCAAAACCGAAAAUAGACUCAAAAGGGCAUUCAAUUCUUCUGUCAGCAAAGGAUAGUCUGAAAGUCAAGGAACCGAUACGUGUGGGCUUCUAUGACAUCGAAAAGACAAUUGGAAAAGGAAAUUUUGCAGUAGUCAAGUUGGCAAGACAUCGUAUCACCAAAAAUGAGGUUGCAAUCAAAAUCAUUGAUAAAUCACAAUUGGAUGCUACGAACUUACAAAAGGUCUAUCGGGAAGUGGAAAUCAUGAAACGUCUCAACCAUCCGCAUAUUAUCAAAUUAUAUCAGGUGAUGGAGACGAAAAAUAUGAUUUAUAUCGUGUCCGAAUAUGCUAGUCAAGGUGAAAUAUUUGAUUACAUAGCAAAAUAUGGAAGGAUGUCGGAAAAUGCUGCACGCUAUAAAUUUUGGCAAAUAUUGUCAGCUGUGGAUUACUGCCACAAAAAAGGAAUUGUCCACAGAGAUCUUAAGGCUGAAAAUCUACUUUUGGACAAUAAUAUGAAUAUAAAAAUAGCAGAUUUUGGAUUUUCCAAUAAUUUUAAAGUUGGCGAAUUGCUAGCAACAUGGUGUGGCUCACCGCCGUAUGCUGCACCCGAAGUAUUCGAGGGAAAACAGUACACCGGUCCGGAGAUUGAUAUAUGGUCUCUUGGCGUGGUUUUGUAUGUCCUGGUCUGUGGUGCUUUGCCAUUUGAUGGCUCAACGUUACAAAGCCUCCGAGAUCGGGUGCUAUCUGGCCGCUUUCGCAUACCAUUUUUUAUGUCUUCAGAAUGCGAGCAUUUAAUACGACGCAUGCUUGUAUUGGAACCAUCGCGCCGCUACACAAUCGAACAGAUCAAAUUGCACCGUUGGAUGUGCCCCGAAAUACUGGAAUUGUCGAAUAUAGCCAAAUUCAAUGUCAACAUGGACGGUACUACGAACAUUGAACCCAACGAGGACAUCUUGCGCAUUAUGUCUGAAUUCGCUGGCAUACCACCGGAAAAAACUCGUUCUAGUCUUAAAAAGAACAGUUACGACCAUGUCGCUGCCAUUUAUUUACUACUCCAGGAUCGAGUCUACAACAAGAAACUGCAGCAGGAGCAGAAACACAUGCUAGGGAGUGCCACCUGCAGUACUGGAAGUACUGCCUCCAUUUCACUGCCAAAACAUUCAAGUAUAAGUAAACAGCAUGCCCUAGCUGGUUCCACACUCUCCCAGCUGUCUGCGGUAUCCUCGACCGCUGCAGCCCAUCAGUAUUCCUCGAAAAUGCUGUACAAACAGACCAAAUCAAGUUCUACGGAUCAGCAUCACCGUCUCAAGUCCGGCCAUGUUCUACCGCCAGAGGAACACAAUCAAUUCGUCAGGGAUCAUUACAGUCUCAUGACAAGGUUGAGCCGGCAGACGUUAUUGGGCGAACGCGGUGUCACCACCACGAAUGCUGAUCACGUACUGCAGCCCAAGAUGCCCGACAGUCAGAUGCGGUAUCAUUUCGAACGGUUGGGUCGAAUGUCUCGCCAAGAUCUGAGCAGCAGCCAGCUGCCCAUAGGUAGUUCAACAUACGGCAUAGACAAUAACAAACACUCGAUAUCCAAUUUAAAUUGCCGAGACAUUGGCUCCUCCAAUCAUUGCUUGAAUGGCGGUCUGCCAACAGCAACAACAACAACAACUCUUAGAUAUGCAGACGAUCGUUCAAUGCGCGAACGUCUCUUUGGGGGAGUUGGAACAGCAGGAGCUACAAACUUCAACAUCGAGGAAAGUAUCCUAAAACAGAGUUCAGAAGACUGUAGGCUUUUGUUACAAAAGGCCACUGCCAUAUCCGAAUCCAAAAACAAUAAACACAAAACCAAAACGACUGAAGCCAAACAAAAGUCCGACACGAAGCUCAGCGAUUCUAAGUCUAUUUCAAGCUCAACUAGUUUCGAUUCCUCGUCAAAUUUAGAUCAAAGUCUUAGUUUUCGAUUCAAAAUGUCUGCAGAGGCGACAAAACUGUUCCAGACAUUGCAGGAAAGUCCCCUGCCACUGGAGAGCCCAACGCAAGAGAAUGAGGGCGAAACCAAUCCCAGUGUUACAAUAAAUUUUAAUAACGAUCGCACGACACCACAAUCAUCUGAGAAGGGUAAAUCGAAGAAAAAUUAUUCCAGCACCAAUGACAACGAAAAGUCUACAACGAAGAGUUCUUCGAACAAAAAGGUUUCGGCUCAAUGUAGUUCGAGUACUGAUGAGGGUUGUGAAACUGACAUGGGUAACGAUGCCAAAGAUACUUCGCAAUCCUCUACGGACUUGCGCAAUCAACGUAUACAGUCAUACGCAAGUAGCAGUUCAUCAAGUGGUGUUAUCGGAAGUUACUCCAAGAGUCUCAGCCAAAACCUAAGCCGGGCAUCGUCGAAAAGCAACUGCUCCACAUUCGAGAGCAUUGACUUCAAUUUAGUUACCAGCAUCGAUUUGGCCGGUAGCUUGCCAUCGUGUGCGAGUAACUCGACCAUUGCCGCUGCGGUGUCGGGAGCCAGUGGCAGUGCAACACCCGAACAGUCAUCAGAAGGCUCCUUCUACAACAGCAAUAACUCAUGCGUGUACAUGCCCCCUGUCACAAGCACAUCAUCCAUGCUGUCGACCAAAUCCACGCCCUAUUCGGACAAACGAUCUCCAAUACAUUUUCGGGAAGGUCGCCGUGCCAGCGAUGGUCUAGUUGCCCAGGGCAUUGUCAGCUCCACGGGACCGCUGCACAAUGGCUCUGCCUAUGGCAGCUAUCGCUAUGAUACCCCAAACAAGCGAAAUGGCUGGCUCGAACUACAGCAGCUGCAACGCGAAGCCCACACUCUCAAUUCCAAGUACAGAUCCAAUCUGCCAAUGGACGAAUUCAAUAACUGUCAAUUCCAGCAUAGUCAAUUUUACACCCUGUCAAACAGAAUACCUGCUAUGGAUUUCCAUCCAACAUAUACAUCGCAUUUGAUGCGAACCAUGGAUAACAUGGAAAACUUUCCCGAAAAAAACGGCGGUCCAUUUCACCCGUCUCUCUACCAUUACAUGCGCAUGGACGCUACCCAGAAUGCUUACCCCGGCAGUUUGCCGCGACAAGAUCCUAAUCUCAUUCUAAGCCAGAUGAACCCUGCCACGGCAAUGUUGCCAAUGCAGAAACCGCCAUUGCAGCAACAACUGUUGCAGCAUAGAUUGCUGCAACAAAAACGUCAAUUGUUUCAGAAGCAAUACGCUUUGGAGGCCCACUUGGGUCGUCCUCAUCACCUAAUAAGGGAGCACAGCUACAAACUUGGCGCGCAUCCGUCUCACGCUGUUACCCCGACGUCCACGCCGCCUCCUCCACCACCGCCUGCCGUCAUGCCUCACAACGAUGACUUUGUACAGUUGCAAAUGUUUGAACGCAGCAGUGGCAAGCUUCAUCACAAUUCCCUGACACCGUUAGCGGUGUACAAUCAUCAUCACCAGCACAGCAUCAAUAGCUACAUGAAGACGACAUACAUUAAGCAACAGUCGGCAGAUGUGGCCGUAAUACCGCCAAUUGUCCAAGGCAGGAGGAGUCCCAACAUAAACCGACAUGCUUCGGAAAUAUGGUCAGCGACCGGAGCCCAUGUGGCUGGGAGUGGCAUGGCAACAGCAGGAGGAACAACGCCGCUAUUAGAUCAUCGCAAAAUGUCUCCAGUGAAAUUGGAAAAUGGCGGUAGUCGUGGAACCGUCUCAACACCGUCACCCUCCCCAUCUGUAUUACCACCGCAUGCAUACCAUCCAUCGUCAUGUACAACAACACCAUCACUAGCACUAUCAUCAUCAUCGUCUGUGGCUGCUCUAGCUUCAGCGUCGCUGGCACCCGCCUCAUCAUCCUCCAUCAAUCCAUCCACCUCGAACACCUGUUCCUCCUCAUCCUCGUCCUCCACCGCAUCGUCGGCAUCGGCAUCGUCAUCAUCAUCAUCCACGUCAUCAUCAUGCUCAACCAAUACGACAAACACAGCCCCUCUAUCGAAAAAACCACCACCAAUGCAAGCAUCCGCAACGGCUUCUUCACAAAUAAAUUUAUACACACCAAAUUGGCAGACUGUUAUCAAACCGCUUAGCGAAAGUCCCAUACUCGAAAUUGCAGAGCAUUUGGAAUCGGUGUAAGGCUUUUAGUUUUGUUUGUUACUCAAUUCUGCGCCUAUUUAUCGAUCUAUCUAUCUACUGUUUUAUAUCUGCAUACCUAUAUACAAGCAUACAGACAUAUGGAGUAUAUUUAAACAUAAAUACUAUAAAUAAUAUAAUCUAUACAUACAUACAUACGUACAUACAUAUAUUGGUAUACAAUAUGCUAUUAUUAUAUACUAAACAUAGGUAUUGCGAUUAUAAAUAUAUCUACUAUGUAGUUAGCAUUCAAAGUUCCCAAUGUGCGUAGAAGGGGAAACGAUUUUUGUGCAUUUAAGGUUACUCUGGUUGUCCCAUAAAUCAUUAGAAGUUUUUUAACGACUGUACAGUGGGGUUACAACCUAAAAAUAAACCCGUCGUUUCGGUCAAUUGAAAGGUUCCAGCACCGACUAACUACUGUUUUUGAUAGUUUGUUUAUUUAUUUAAAAAUUAAGUUAUUGACUCAGUGAACAAAUAUUUGAAGGAAAUGACAUGCCGUUGAAAUAAGGUAUUAGGACAAAUUGUAGCAUUUUGGAAAGGUGAGAGUGUCAGCUAUAAUUUGGCAUUAAUUUUGUUGACCCCCAUAAUGGGCCCUUUUUCGACUUUUUGGGGGUUUUAUAAAAAAUCCUGGUCUAAAAAAUCUAUAAUUUGACUAUAACUUCCAAAUCGCUUUACAAAAAAACUAGAAAAAAGUUUAUGUGAAAAAAAAAAUAUGUAGAGGCGAUGCUCCCAAAAUACAAAUGUCAAAAAAAUAAAAACACAAUUAAAAACAGCAUUACGAAUACUUUUUUCAGUAAACUAAAAAAGUUGGACCUAAAAUAGUAUUCCAUUGACAUUUACAGUUAAACGAAUGUGACAUUUGCUGUUAAAAUAUCUUAACAUUGCUAAAGGCUAGUAUCUAGCAUGUUACAAUAAGGAGGUAGAACAGCUUCGUAAAACUACAGAAAUACAGCUCUGAGGCUAUGCCCGCUUUCUGUCAGAAUUAUUUUAAUUUAUAAGCAACAAGUUGUUUUUAUUUAUUUGGUAUUUUUUGUUCAUUUCUAAAAUGAAUCAAAUAGCGCGAAAGAUGAAUGAAAUGCCUGGAUGUUCUCUCAGAAAUAUGAUCCUAAGUCUUCAAUCUUUCAUUUCCAUGGCAAAUCUAGUUAAUAUUAUUAAUGCGCGCUCCGCAAUUUAAGUUUCUUCCAAUCAUUGAUUUUGAAAAUAUUUUGUUUUUUUUUUCAAAACAACAAAUAAAUACACUAAAUUGGGCACACUUAGAAAAAAAAUUGAAAUCAGCUGGGUGCCCUACCUUACCUUUUUAUUGUACCAUGGCAUAGACAAAUGAAAAUAUAGACAACGAAAUGCUCUCACCGUUUAUCUUCGAAAAAAAUCGAAUCAGCAGAUGUCGUCUAUAUCGUUUCAGGGGUUUGAGUGGGAAUAUUGAAAUCACUCAAUUCUAAAACGUUAAAAAUAACAAAAACUGUAGGAUAUUUGUCAGUUGGAAAUUGUUCCAUAAUAAAAUAAAUGUGGAAAUUACGAGAUGACAUCAAAAAAUUCCGGAAUAAUCAAGUGAAAUUCUUGAAAAACGAUGAAAUGUGUUUUCGAAGUCGAGUGGCUUGAACGCGUAAAUGAGCAUGUUGACUAUGCAAAACAUGAUGAGAGCCACCUGGAAAAAAAGACCAAACUAACUUUUCGUUGUCUAUAUCUUAAUUUGUCUAUGACCAUGGUAUCUAGUACCAAAGACAUAAAACUAUAAAGAUUGGACAAAAUGCAUAUGGGCAUUAAUUUUUCUAUCAGGUAAUAGGUGGCAGGCGACAUAACAGACAUUUGGACAUUUUAGAAAAAUAUGUUAUUUCGAUAUCGCCGAAAAAUGGCGGAAAUACGCGGAAAAAAUAUCAGGUAUGCCAUACAUGCCAUAGACAAAUGAAAAUAUAGACAACGAAAUACUCUCACCGUUCAUCUUCGAAAAAAAUCGGAUCAGCAGAUGUCGUCUAUAUCGUUUCAGGGGUUUGAGUGGGAAUUUUGAAGUCACUCAAUUCUAAAACGUUAAAAUUAACAAAAACUGUAGGAUAUUUGUCAGUUGAAAAUUCUUCCAUAAUAAAAGACAAGUGAAAACUAUGUAGUGACAUCGAAAAAUUCAGGAAUAAUCAAGUAAAAUUCUUGAAAACCGAUAAAAUGUGUUUUCGAAGUCGAGUGGCUUGAACGCGUAAAUAAGCAUGUUGACUAUGCAAAACAUGAUGAGCGCCAUCUGGAUAAAAUAACAAAACUAACUUUUCGUUGUCUAUAUCUUCAUUUGUCUAUGCAUUCAAUCGAUAAAAAUCAACAAUAACCCUUAAAAAGUGUCAGUUCUGUUAAAUUAUAACAUAAUGCUAUAUCACGAUAUCGUGACAUAACAUAUUUUUCCACUACCAACGCCAUUUCUAUUAAGUAUUUUAUAACAUACUUUAAGGCGCUUCACACAAUUAGUUAUCUUAAAGAGAAAGUGCAAGAGGAAGGAGCACAAGUGUAAGAUAAAUUUAAUAUAUGUAUGUUAUAUAGCACUGUACAGCAUGUAUUUUAUAUAGUAUAGCGUUUCGUUUAAGAUCUUUGAGAUUAAUCCACCUGCAGGCCAUAAUCUGUAACUUUUGCCGAUUAAAAAGUCUAUGUAGUGUCUUAUAUUUGCUCAUCUAUGUCUUUAAAAUGUAUCUGACAUUAUAAAAUAUUAAAAAAAAUGCACAGAUCGCGAUGCACUCGAUGAGAGAACUUUUAUCGCUGUAGAGAUAAAAUGACACCACAUGGCAUAACCAAGGUAAAUUUUAAUACUACAACACAGGAGGUGAAUUUAUAGCUUAGCCUUAUUCUGCUAGACAACAAAACUAUACACUUCAAUAUUAUGCACAAAAGAGAUACAUUUUUUUGCAGAUUUUUAAUUAUCAUGUCACCAUGUAAAUACACCCGGUGUAUAAUCUAGCUGUUCGUUUUUUUAAAUGUUCAAAAGCAAAGAAUUCAACUGACAUAAAAAAUCCAUAUUUAUACCCUACAACACUAUGUGUUGAUUGAGCCAGAAAUUAUGUAACACCUCGAAAUAUUGGUUUGCCACAUAGGAACCUAUAUAUGGAUCUUCCUAUCUCGCCGAGCUGAGUCCAUCUAGCUAUGUAUGUCCGUCCGUCUGUCCAUGUUAAUUUGUAAUCAAGCUACAGGUCGCAAUUAUGGUCCGAUCCUCAUUAAAUUGAACAUGGAGGUGGGGUCAGAAUAAAAGCCUAUUGUUUUUGGAGAUGGUUGCAAAAGUAUUUAGGGGUUUUUCCUGAUUUUGCAGUUGCUCUAUAGGCCACAAUUAUGAACCAAUCAAUGCGAAAAUUUACAUGGAGCUAGAGUUUAGGACUGGGCAGAAGCCUACCAAUUUGGCUUCGGCCAUAGGACAAUAUUUAGCGGGUAAAAUAGACCCAAACUUUUAUGUAAGAAAAUAUGAAAAUUGCCACUAAACCGAGAAUAUUUUUAAUCCCAGUCAUAUCAAGAAACAUUAAAAGAUCACUUCUGGGCAUUAAUGGGUACAAUAUAUAUGUAAAAGAAAUAGAUCUUCACAAUUCCCAUCCCGAUUUUCACAAUUCCCAUUAAUUCGGAAUGGUCUCUUGCCAGAAAAAGAAAAAAUCUAAAAAAAUCGCGGGAAAAUAUACCAAUAAAGAAGUGAAUAUUUUUUGUUCCAUUAUUUUCUAUUUUUGCCAAAUUUUUUAUCGCCUACGUUUUGAUAGUAUUAUAUACAUGCCACAAUUGUAGUCCGAUCCUCACGAAAUUUUUCAUAGGGGUCAGAAUUAAAGCCUAUUUACUAAAAAAAAUUAAAAUUUUCUAAUUUUGUAGUCGCUCUAUAGCCCACAAUUGAAAACCAAUCGACACGGAGUUUCGCAUAAGAAGAGAGUUAAGGACAGGGAAGAAGUCUAGCAUUUUUGAUGGAUUACAUUUAGCUGUAAAAUGGACCACAACUUUCGUGUGAAUUUUUUUUAAUACCUAACAACACGACGGAGUGCGUAAAUAUUGGCCAAAUUCCCCGGGACAGAAACCUAAGGGUAACAUCUGUGUAGGGCUCUUUGACAUUAUUUAAAAAACGAAAUCAUCCAAAACGGAUUCGGACAAAGGCGACCUCGAACAUAUUGUAAUGUUGUAGGGUAUCACAUGGUCGGUCCCGCUCGACUAUAGCCUUUGCUUAUUUGUUUUUUGAUAGAGAUGGAAGGAAAUACAGUAAAAUAAAGGUAAUAACCAAUGAAAUUCCCACAGCAGUCAGUUUUAUUAUAUCCCAAUACGUCUGCUCCGAAUUGCUUUGGUCUCUUUGCAUCUAUAAAAGGCUAGUUUUGGUAAGAUGUAGUGCUGGUGGUGUAUAUGGAUUCCACCGGAUGAAAACGAACAGUGGCUGCUGAGUUAGCAAAUCUCCAAGCUCUGAGUGAGCUGUGUUGUCCACAAAGUGUGGGAACAAAAAUUUAUUACAAAUGACAAAAGUAUCCUUCAAUGUUCACUCAUUCAUGCGAUUCUUUCACGCUGAAUAAAACUCUUGCAUAUAAUUGCUAUAACAAAAAAACAUACAAGAGCUUUAUCCCUCCACGUUCUUCAAAAGCCUGCAGAUGAUGAACGAGCUUGUUUUUAGAAAUCUUCCAACACCGAUUUGCUGACCUUCUAAUCAUAUUGGGAACUCUUAUAGAACGUUCUAUAAAUAUUUUAAUGUUAGUUGAGCUUAGUCACAGACUUUUAUUAUUAUCACUUUGCAGAGAAUUGAAAAAUGUAGCGCGGCUUUGCUUUGGUACUUAAUUUCUUUAAAUUGCUGAACAUAUAUCAUAAAUAUACUGAACAAUUUUGUACUUAACAAAUUAUAAUUACAUUGGAAUGUACAAUAACAUAGUCAAAUAUAAUUGUAUACAAAAAUAAAAA
This is a messenger RNA of Musca domestica (house fly), 9782 nucleotides long. It is a transcript of the gene Sik2, whose product is annotated as serine/threonine-protein kinase par-1. NCBI's taxonomy places the organism in Eukaryota, Metazoa, Arthropoda, Insecta, Diptera, Muscidae. Gene Ontology annotation, molecular function: tau-protein kinase activity; ATP binding; protein serine/threonine kinase activity. The transcript has 14 exons. The record is from RefSeq and is a predicted model, not a curated record. Gene Ontology annotation, biological process: intracellular signal transduction; protein phosphorylation; microtubule cytoskeleton organization. The coding region runs from base 588 to 4913 and encodes 1441 amino acids. Gene Ontology annotation, cellular component: cytoplasm.